UUUCAAUCAAACCCUAAACGAAGGAGAAGGAUCAAAGGGACUGUCGAUUUCUAUCAAUUAAAUUAUUUGCUGUAUUGUAUUCUUCGAGUCGGAAUAUUGAUAGAAAUUUUGCACUGGAAAUUUCCGGCGAAGGUUCUUAUAACUUACAUAUAAUUAUGGAUAAUCCAAGGCUGCAGAAUGGUGGCUCUGCAGAUCCAUCCCGUGAACUUGAUGAUAUUGAGGCUGAAGCAAAUUCUUAUUUCCAUCAAAUGUUUUCUGGUCAGUUAACAAUUGAUGCUCUAGUUCAAAUGCUUGCUCGAUUCAAGGAAUCACCUGUACAAAGGGAGCGGUCUAUUUUUGAGUGCAUGAUUUACAAUCUAUUUGAGGAGUAUAUGCUCUUCCCCAAGUAUCCUGAAAGACAAUUAAAAACUGCUGCUCUUUUAUUUGGUUCUGUUAUCCAGCACCAGCUUGUAACUGAUCUAAAUCUUGGGAUCGCACUACGUGGUGUUUUGGAUGCACUACAGAAACCACCAGAUUCCAAAAUGUUUGUCUUUGGGAUCAAUGCCUUGGAUCAGUUUUUAGAUCGCCUGAUUGAGUGGCCACAAUAUUGCAAUCAUAUCUUACAGAUAUCUCAUUUGCGUGCAACUCAUUCAAAUAUUGUUGCUUUCAUCGAGCUGACACUUUCCAGGAUCUCGUCUGGUCAUUUGGAAUCUGAUGUAGACAAUGCUUCCACUGUUCAUCAUUAACGUGGAUUAUCUCAGUCUAGCUUCAGAAAUGGGGAGAUGGAAGUUAAUGACUUGAUAAAGAAAUAUCAACAAAAUAGACAUCUCCUUCUAUCAAAUAUAUUGUUUAGUAAGUUUUCUAUUAUUAGAAAAAAUUUGUAUCUAAUUGAAUAAUUUAUUAUCUUAGGAUAUCAAGAUUUAUGCAUUUAUCACUUUAUGCAGUCAUCUUUGCUCAGUAAUUAAUUAUCCUUUUUAAUUUGACA
This is a messenger RNA of Mercurialis annua (annual mercury), 964 nucleotides long. RefSeq lists its product as uncharacterized. Gene Ontology annotation, molecular function: molecular adaptor activity. Lineage: Eukaryota; Viridiplantae; Streptophyta; Magnoliopsida; Malpighiales; Euphorbiaceae. The record is from RefSeq and is a predicted model, not a curated record. Gene Ontology annotation, biological process: nuclear-transcribed mRNA catabolic process, deadenylation-dependent decay. Bases 156 to 725 code for a protein of 189 amino acids. Gene Ontology annotation, cellular component: P-body; CCR4-NOT core complex. The transcript has 6 exons.